This is a messenger RNA of Ipomoea triloba (trilobed morning glory), 552 nucleotides long. RefSeq names its product 30S ribosomal protein S31, mitochondrial. NCBI's taxonomy places the organism in Eukaryota, Viridiplantae, Streptophyta, Magnoliopsida, Solanales, Convolvulaceae. Gene Ontology annotation, biological process: plastid translation. The transcript has a single exon. The record is from RefSeq and is a predicted model, not a curated record. Gene Ontology annotation, cellular component: plastid; ribosome. The coding region runs from base 100 to 384 and encodes 94 amino acids.
AAAUCGUUCUAGCCUUCUAGGCUGAGAGCCUGAGAAUUUAGCAUCUGUGGAAUUCUAGGGUUUAAGGUUGUGGAACACCAGCGGGCCGAGGAACCGGAGAUGGCGAUGGUGAAAUGGUGCAGCACGGCGGCGAGACGGAUGAUGAUGGCCACCGAGCAACGGCUGGCAUUUUCCACGCUAUCGUCCUCAACUAGCAGCCCAUCGGCGAUUGUGGAGGCGCCGGUCCUGUGUGGUCGAGGGGACAAGAAGACAAAGAAAGGGAAGCGGUUUAAGGGAUCGUACGGAAACUCGAGGCCUAAGAAGGACAAGAAGAUUGAACGCAUCAAGGACAAAGUCGAGGUCCCCAGGUCCACCCCAUGGCCACUCCCUUUCAAACUCAUCUAAUUACAUGAAAUUAUCUUAAUAAUGAUAUGAUUAUAGAUUUCUAGCUGUUUACAUUUGUAUUCCCUGAACCCAGUGUUUGUGACAAGAAUAUGUUCAUUUGUUGUUCAUCUUGAAUGAAUCAGUUGUUAAUUUCACUUGAUUGAUAUUUAUAUGAUUUAUUUACUUUUC